Messenger RNA from Zasmidium cellare ATCC 36951, 1605 nucleotides. RefSeq lists its product as uncharacterized. NCBI's taxonomy places the organism in Eukaryota, Fungi, Ascomycota, Dothideomycetes, Mycosphaerellales, Mycosphaerellaceae. Gene Ontology annotation, cellular component: fungal-type vacuole membrane. The record is from RefSeq and is a predicted model, not a curated record. The transcript has 5 exons. Gene Ontology annotation, biological process: basic amino acid transport; transmembrane transport. Bases 1 to 1605 code for a protein of 534 amino acids. Gene Ontology annotation, molecular function: basic amino acid transmembrane transporter activity.
AUGGAUGCCGGCCAAGGGACGCCCAAGCAGAACAGCACUGACGACGACAAUACCGCAAACGAGACAACGCCCCUCAUAGCCAGGGAAGACGAGCCGGUGCUGUACAAAACGUUGAGUGUCUACGCAACAAUCUCAGUUCUCUUACUAGGCGUCUUCAUCUCCAACAUCGACUCCAGCCUAAUCCUCGCAACCUAUGGCCAAAUCUCGUCCGAGUUCAAUGACUUCGAUUCCGGAUCAUGGCUCAUAUCAGGCUUCGUGCUGGCAUCAUGCGUUGUACAGCCUCUCUACGGCAAGCUGAGCGAUAUUUACGGCAGGAAGGUGUGCCUGCAGACAUCCUACAUCCUCUUCACACUCGGCAACGUCGGUCUAUGGUUCGGGCAGACCAUGGGCCAGGUUAUUGCGGCUAGAGUCGUGCAAGGUGCUGGUGCAGCAGGCAUGACCUCCAUGGUCUCGAUCAUCAUCACGGAUCUUGUCCCAAUCCACGAAGUGGCUUCGAUCAGGAGCUACGUGAACGUACUGCAGACUACUGGGCGAAGUUGCGGUGGUGUAGUCGGAGGUGCUCUGACACAGGCGUUAGGAUGGAGAUGGGCUUUUGGGAUUCAGGUCCCGUUCACCCUCAUCGCCAUUCUUCUGGUGCAAUGGAGGCUGCAUAUCACUUCUAGAGACACGACCGAGCAGACGAAAUGGCAGAAGCUGAGACGUAUCGAUUUUGCAGGCGCAAUCUUGCUAUGCGUCAGUAUCUUUGCUGGCUGCUUCAUGCUUGAGACUGGUGGCCAGAAAUUCGCCUGGAAAUCUCCCAUCAUCAUUGCCAUGGGAGUGGUCUUCGGCGUCACUACCAUCGCAUUCGUGGUGUCCUCAAGAUUCGCAGCGGAGCCAAUCUUUCCUCUGCGGCUCUUCACCCACUAUGCAGUUUGGACGAACUAUGUGAUUGGUCUUCUCCAGAUCCUGGUGCAAUUCUCCUUGACUAUGGUCGUUCCACUCUACUUCCAAGUUACUGCAAGGGCAUCUACAGCGGCGGCAGGAGCUUACCUGAUUCCGGCAUUCACUGGUAACACAAUUGGUGGGCUCCUGUCAGGCUACUGGAUCAAGAGCACAGGGCUGUACAAACCGCCAACUGUUCUUGCCCCCAUGCUCUCCAUAAUAGCCGUGACCUUGUGCUUCACACUCUGGAAUGGGCACACGACCGUUCUCGAAUCUUUGGCCAUCUUACCUGGUGGUAUGGCUGCUGGUAUGGUUUCGAGCUCGACGUUCGUUGGAUUGGCAGCUGGGGUGGCUGAAGAAGACAUUGCCGUAGCAGCAUCUGGCCUGUAUCUAUUCAUGAAUAUUGGAGCCAUCGCCGGAGCUAGUGCUGGAUCGGCUGUUUGGCAGACAUCGCUCAGAGCUGGAUUAGCGACUGCUUUGGAGGGAGUGAAGAAUGGACAUGAGAUCAUGCGACGAGCGCUUACAGACAUCACCUACGUUCAGAACGCGAGCAGGAAAAUUCGUAAUCUGGUCGUCCCUGCUUUCAUCUACAGCUUCCACCAGGUCAACCUGCUCCAAUUUGUUUGCGUAACGUUGUGUCUCCUGGCAGCGUUCUUGUCGCCACAGAAGCGGCUCAAGAUCUAG